AUGGCCUUAACUGUGGGCAGUUCAAUAAUUUCAUUAUCGCCCCUUUCGGCUCUUAACGAAAAGAGUAGGCUAUUUUCACGUAUUCUUGUUAGAUGUGCAGGUUCUGCUGACAAUUCGGUAAUAGUACCUUCCGAGCUAGUUAAAGUCAAAGUUGGUUCUACUAGCAGGAAAGAUAGUGUUGUAGCUUCUUAUAACAACGUUGGGAAAAAGGAAAAUAUUCAAAGCGUUCCAAAAGGGUUGGAACCGUUAUGGGAUGAUGGUUAUGGGACUCAGACAAUGAAGGAUUACACUAAAGUAUCUAUGAAUUUUGUUAAUAACAGUGACGGAGGGCCACCUAGAUGGUUUUGCCCUGUAAUGUGUGGCAUACCUGUAAAGGAUUCACCGCCUCUUUUGUAUUUACCUGGAUUCGAUGGGACUGGAGCUGGCCUUGCCGUACAUGAGAAAGCUCUAGGAAAAGUUUUUCAUGUUCAAUGCUUUCAUAUUCCAUCUUGGGAUCGAACACCAUUGGAAGGUUUGAUUCGGAUUGUAGAAGAAACCAUCAUGAUUGAGCACACUUUGUCCCCUAAUAGGCCAAUCUAUUUGCUUGGAGAUUCUUUUGGUGGAGCCUUAGCACUCGCAGUGGCUGCUCGUAAUCCUACUAUUGACUUAGUACUCAUACUAGCCAACCCAGGGACUUCCUAUGAGAGGUCACAGUACAUGCACCCUGUACAUGGGCUAGUGAGAGCUUUGCCUGAUGAAUAUUAUGUUAUCUUUCGUAUUGUUAUGAGCUGCUUUCUGGGUAAUUAUUUUAGAAUGGAAAUGGUAGAAAUGGAUGAUGUAGAUCCUUGGACAUAUAAUCUUCAGUUAAUUGCCAAACUCUUGGCAGAUGUACCAAUUCAUUUUCUCUUAGCAGAAAUAUUACCAGAUGACACCCUCAAAUGGAGGACGGCUUUAGUUAAAUCAGCUGCUGCGUAUGCUAAUUCUCGGCUCCAUGCAGUUACAGCUCAAGUACUUGUGCUGGCUAGUGGCAAGGAUUGGCUUGUACCAAGUAAAAGUGAGGCCCAGAGACUUUCGAGAUUAUUGAAGAACUGCACCAUACGUGUGUUUGACGAAAACGGGCACUCAAUCCUAAUGGAGAGUGGUGUUAACGUGUUGUCUACUAUUAAAACCACUCAUAUGUAUCGCCGUACUUCAAGACAUGAUAUCCUCAAUGACUUUUUGCCUCCUAAUAUUACAGAGUUCAAACAAUCACCAAUGGAGACUUGGUGGUACCGCCUUGUAAUGGGUGCAACAAUGUUCUCAACGAUGGAGGAUGGGGAGAUAGUGAGAGGUCUUAGUGGGAUCCCAGAUGAAGGCCCUGUAUUACUAGUUGGUAAUCACAUGCUAUGGGGUUUUGAAACUUUACCUUUUGUCUUAGAGUUUUUGCGAGAAAAGAAAGUUGUGCUUCAUGUCUUAACCCACCCAGAAACUUUCGCAUUCAAUGUUGUUAAAGAUGAACAUUAUAUGAUACCAAGUACCGAUAUAUUGAAGCUAUUUGGUGCAAUUCCAGCUUCUGCAAGAAACCUUACAAAACUAUCAACAACAAAGUCAUUCGCUUUAUUUUACCCUGGUGGUGCUCGGGAGGCUUUCCAUCGCAAGGGUGAAACUUACAAGUUAUUUUGGCCCGAUAAACAAGAAUUUGUAAGAAUGGCAGUGAUGUUAGGGGCAACCAUUGUACCAUUUGGAGUUGUGGGGCAAGAUGACAUAGCAGAACUUAUCUUUGAUCAUGAUGAAAUGAAGAGAAUCCCUUUUGUUAAUCAUUUGGUGACUAAAAUGCAUCAAGGGAAAACAAAUGUGAGGAAGGAUAUGGAUGGAGAGAUUGGUAAGCAACAAAACCUUAAUUUUCCUAUCUUUUUGCCAAAGCUACCUGGUCGACUGUACUAUAUGUUUGGGAAGCCGAUAAAGACAAAAGGAAAGGCAUAUAUGUUAAAUGACGAAAAGUAUCUACAAGAGUUAUAUCAACAGAUAAAAUGCGAUGUUGAAAAUAAUAUGGCUUAUUUGUUAAAGAAACGAGAGGAGGAUCCUUGUAGAGGUUUGGUUGAGAGGUUCUUGUGGCUAAAGAUCUACGGAUAUGAUAUUCCAUCGUUCGACCCAUUAGCAUAGAUUCAUCUUCCAUAUGCAUCACAUUUUAUACGGGUGUAAGUUUG
Molecule: messenger RNA, 2165 nt
Organism: Erigeron canadensis
Lineage: Eukaryota; Viridiplantae; Streptophyta; Magnoliopsida; Asterales; Asteraceae
Product: acyltransferase-like protein At1g54570, chloroplastic
Exons: 13
Coding region: 1-2121 (706 amino acids)
Cellular component (GO): membrane
Source: RefSeq, a predicted model, not a curated record